This is a messenger RNA of Naegleria gruberi, 942 nucleotides long. RefSeq lists its product as uncharacterized. The record is from RefSeq and is a predicted model, not a curated record. The coding region runs from base 1 to 942 and encodes 313 amino acids. Lineage: Eukaryota; Heterolobosea; Eutetramitea; Acrasida; Naegleriidae. The transcript has a single exon.
AUGCCAUUUAUUGUGUUUCUUUCUAAAUGUGUUGCAGCUAUUAAUGAAGGAAUGAUGAUUCCUCGUUAUGAAUUCAAGUUUUACAAAUGUAAACCUUCAUUCAAUAUAGAAAAUGAUAAGAUUUUUCAAAUGAGCAAGUGGAUACUUUGUGAUUGCAUUAAUGUGACCAAGAGGAAUAAUUCUAAGGAUGUAGAGAUAGGUAAUUUAAAUUAUUUUGCAGAUUAUUCAAUGGUUUGGCAUCAGGAAUGUGAUGACGAAGGAUAUAGUAAUCAUUUGGGAUUAAAAUUUUCCUCAGCUGACCAACUGUUUACAGGAAGAAACAAAAAGAAUCGUUCUGAAUAUAUUCUCAUUCAAAAGUUGGAAGAGGGUUUCUACCAUAAUGAGAAUUGUACAGAGCUCGUUGGCAUCCCCAAUGAUGACACUUCAUACGAACACAAUUUAGUGAGAAAUGUAAUUUGCCUUUCGUAUAAUCAAUUUGAAGUUGCCCCUUCCAAUGGAAACCAAAUGAAAGGUGCUAAAAAUUUCAUUCAUUGGAUUAGAGAACUAGUUUUGACAUGUCAUGAAUGUGGAAUUUUACACAAUCAAUACCUUCUUCAAAUGAUGUUGAACUUUCUAUUUCGAAUCAAUUACUAUGUGCAUGAUCUUCAUCGAAUUACAUUUUACGAUAACAUUGCUGAAUGUUGUCCUUAUAACUUGAACACUUUGGAAAUUUUGGACGAAUUUAAUGAAAAUACAAAGGCGAAAUGGAAUGAAGAUCCAAACAUUACAAGUUACACAACAUUUAUGAAAGUUGAACGAUCCUUCAAUUCACAACUUUUAGGUGAUGCCAUUGAUAGCUAUAUUAUUUCCUUAAUUGUCAAUCCCAACAAUAUGGAAAAUCCCUUCGAAGUAGUUCUUUAUCAAUUCUAUGAAUAUCACGCUAGUGUAUGUUUCAGUGAUUAA